AUGACCGUGCGGCUCGUCGAGUGUCACGCGCUCAGGAAGUCUUCUACCCGCGCGAACGAGGAGGUUGACGGACGCAUGAUGAUGCUCGAUAAACCCAUGGGGUCAGCCGCGAGGGCUUUCCUGAACUUUCUCACGUUCAUAGCUGAGCUGCUUCUCGUAGGGAUUCUCUCUUUGACGCUUUUCUGGGUCUUCCACCACGAAGGAGGAGUCGCCUGGAGAAACGACGUUAAGAGACAGUUCAACCUGCAUUUCAUCCUGAUGCUCGGUGGCUUCAUAUUCCUGAAUGGACAGGCUAUUCUCUCCUACCGACUUUUUGGCUGCGUACGACGCAUCUAUGCCAAACUGAUACACGCUUUUUUGCUUGUCGCCGCGGCGGGAAGCAUCGCCGUAGGAUUCUACAUGGCUUUCGAAGCUAAUGAUAGGGUCCCUAAGACGAUGCAUUUCUACUCGCUCCACUCAUGGUUGGCUCUUGGAACCUGCGCACUGUUCGUACUACAGUUCUUCGUGGGAUUCUUCUCCUUCCUGGUGCUUCUGUGCUGCGAUGGAGCUACGUCGUCAUUCAGAGCAUGCCUUAUUCCUGUCCACGCAACUUUCGGUCUAGCGAUAUUUUCCAUGGCGUCGGCUACAGCCGUGACUGGCUUGAUGCAAGCCGCUCGAGCCCGACUCAACGGACAAAACGCCAAUCCGGACUACCGAGAGUUCCCACAGCAGGGAAUAAUCAUAAACACGAUCGCCGCUGCGAUAAUUCUCUUAGUUAUACUGAUGCCACUCGUCACCCGGAAUAACAUCAGAGGGGGUCGGGCAGUAUUCGCCUCAGAAUGA
This is a messenger RNA of Galendromus occidentalis (western predatory mite), 822 nucleotides long. It is a transcript of the gene nemy, whose product is annotated as cytochrome b561 family member no extended memory. Lineage: Eukaryota; Metazoa; Arthropoda; Arachnida; Mesostigmata; Phytoseiidae. Gene Ontology annotation, molecular function: oxidoreductase activity. The coding region runs from base 1 to 822 and encodes 273 amino acids. The transcript is spliced from 6 exons. The record is from RefSeq and is a predicted model, not a curated record.